AUGGCAGUGGCUCUGGGUGAAGUGUGGGGGCGGGUGAAGAAUGUCUGCAAACAGAACGGACUGCUCAUCCUGUCCGUGCUGGCCGUAGUCAUUGGCUGCCUGCUGGGCUUCUUCCUCAGAGGCAAGCGGCUCUCCGAGCAGGAGGUGAAGUACUUCCAGUUUCCUGGAGAGCUGCUGAUGAGGAUGUUGAAAAUGUUGAUUUUGCCCCUCGUCGUAUCCAGUUUAAUGUCAGGUCUUGCUGCUUUAGACGCCAAGUGCUCCAGCCGCCUGGGCAUCAUGACCAUCUCCUACUACCUCUGGACCACCUUUGUUGCCGUGGUAGUGGGCAUCCUCAUGGUUUACAUUAUCCACCCGGGCGGAGCCGCUCAGAAGGAGGACUCUGAUGGAAGCAAGAAGCCGAUGACCAGCUCUGCUGACGCUCUGCUGGAUCUCAUCCGCAACAUGUUUCCAGCGAACCUGGUUCAAGCCACUUUUCAACAGUAUCGAACCCAGAGAGUUCCUGAGCUCAUCUUCAAACCAACAGUGGCUCAGCUCCUGGAUGAGACCACCACACGCAGGGUCUACAUCUACGGCAUCCAGGACGACAAUGGCACAGAUAUACAGAAUUUCUCCCUGGAUCUCACGCCACCGCCUGAUGUCAUCAUGAAAACAUCUCCUGGUACCAGUGAAGGCAUGAAUGUGCUUGGGAUAGUCAUUUUUUCAGCUACCAUGGGAAUUAUGUUAGGAAGAAUGGGACCCAACGGAAGCGCUUUGGUCAACUUCUGCCAGAGUGUGAAUGAGGCCGUUCUGAAGAUCGUUGCCAUUGUCAUCUGGUAUUUCCCUUUUGGCAUCGUCUUUCUGGUUGCCGGUAAGAUCUUGGAGAUGGACGACCCUUCAGCCAUGGGAAAGAAGCUGGGUUUUUACGCCAUUACGGUGGUAAUGGGCUUGGUGCUACAUGGCCUCUUCAUCCUCCCGGCCAUGUACUUCUUCAUCACUAAGAAGAGCCCCAUUGUGUACAUAAGAGGAAUUUUGCAGGCCCUUCUCAUCUCCUUGGCCACAUCCUCCAGCUCUGCCACACUGCCUAUCACCUUCAAGUGCCUACUUGAGAACAACCACAUCGACAGACGCAUCAUCCGCUUUGUGUUGCCUGUCGGGGCCACCAUCAAUAUGGACGGCACCGCACUCUACGAGGCUGUGGCAGCCAUCUUCAUCGCCCAAGUUAAUAACUAUGAGCUUGACUUUGGACAGAUCAUCACGAUCAGCAUCACCGCCACGGCAGCCAGUAUCGGAGCAGCAGGAAUCCCACAGGCUGGACUCGUAACCAUGGUGAUCGUGCUGACCUCAGUGGGCCUGCCCACCGAUGAUAUCACUCUUAUCAUUGCUGUUGAUUGGGCUUUGGAUCGAUUCAGGACCAUGGUGAAUGUGAUGGGGGAUGCACUGGCCACAGGCAUCAUGGCUCAUAUCUGCAGAAAAGAUUUUGUCAAAGAAGGGGAGCAGGUGCCUCUGAUCUGUGAGACUAAACCCAUGAUAAGCAUCCAGCAGAUGAUGACCUACCAGAACCAGAAGAACGGAUGCUUCCAGCCCCCUCCCCCGGGCAGCAGGCAAGAACACUACCACCAAGAGGUGGCUCGCCUCAUGCAGCUGGAGGAGGGCUUCCGGCCGCUGGAGAAGAAGAAACACGCCCACCCGUCGCACCACAAGAGAGAGCACAGGGACCACUGCUCCGUGGACAUGAACGGGCUGGAGACUAAUGUAUAG
Trematomus bernacchii (emerald rockcod) is the source of this 1737-nucleotide messenger RNA. It is a transcript of the gene slc1a7a, whose product is annotated as solute carrier family 1 member 7a. Gene Ontology annotation, biological process: L-glutamate transmembrane transport. Lineage: Eukaryota; Metazoa; Chordata; Actinopteri; Perciformes; Nototheniidae. The record is from RefSeq and is a predicted model, not a curated record. The transcript is spliced from 11 exons. Gene Ontology annotation, cellular component: plasma membrane. Bases 1 to 1737 code for a protein of 578 amino acids. Gene Ontology annotation, molecular function: L-glutamate transmembrane transporter activity; glutamate:sodium symporter activity; neutral L-amino acid transmembrane transporter activity.